Lolium perenne is the source of this 1185-nucleotide messenger RNA. Its product is annotated as expansin-A5. The record is from RefSeq and is a predicted model, not a curated record. Gene Ontology annotation, biological process: plant-type cell wall organization. Lineage: Eukaryota; Viridiplantae; Streptophyta; Magnoliopsida; Poales; Poaceae. Gene Ontology annotation, cellular component: extracellular region.
CCAGCUGCUCCACACUCCACUCCACACUACACACCGCUCCGCCUCACUCUCCCUGCCGCGCCGCUCCCGCUCCCGCUCCGUCCCCGUGCCAAUGGCGCCCGUCCGAGCCGCCCUCCUCGCCUUCCUCGUCGCCGCGCUGCUCCCGCUCGGGCACGGACGCGGCCAUCAUCUGCCGGGGCACGGCCUCGUCCACCGCCACGGCCAGCCAGGGCACGCCCACGCGGCGCACGCACCGCUCGGCGGCGGCGCCUGGGCCUCCGCGCACGCCACCUUCUACGGCGGCGGUGACGCCUCCGGCACCAUGGGCGGCGCGUGCGGCUACGGGAACCUCUACAGCACGGGCUACGGCUCCAACACGGCGGCGCUCAGCACGGCGCUCUUCAACAACGGCCUCAGCUGCGGGGCCUGCUUCGAGGUGCGCUGCGACCCGGCCGGCACCGAGGCCGGCGCGCCGCACGCAUGCCUGCCCGGAUCCACCGUCGUCACCGCCACCAACUUCUGCCCGCCCAACUUCGCGCAGGCCUCCGACGACGGCGGAUGGUGCAACCCGCCCCGGGCCCACUUCGACAUGGCGCAGCCCGUCUUCGAGCGCAUCGCGCUCUACCGGGCCGGCAUUGUGCCAGUCUCCUACCGCAGGGUCGCGUGCCAGAAGAAGGGCGGCAUCCGCUUCACCAUCAACGGCCACUCCUACUUCAACCUGGUCCUCGUCACCAACGUCGGCGGCCCGGGGGACGUGCACGCGGUGGCCGUCAAGUCGGACCGCUCGGCGGCGUGGCAGGCGCUCUCCCGCAACUGGGGCCAGAACUGGCAGAGCAACGCGAUGCUCGACGGCCAGCGACUCUCCUUCCGCGUCACCGCCGGCGACGGCCGCUCCGUCGUCUCCAACAACGCCGUGCCGCACGGCUGGUCGUUCGGCCAGACCUUCAGCGGCGCACAGUUCUGAUGAAGAACCGUCUCAAGCGCCGAAAGAGCGCAUGCUAUCUAGUAGUAGUAGUAGUUGGUGCCCUCCCGAUUGGAGCGUGCUUGGAAGGCCCAUGGUUUUAUGGUGUGGUUCUUCCUCAAGCACUACGUUCUCCGGGGAUCGAUUAGGCCUAGUAUUAUCAUGGGCUCUUAAUUUUCCUGGCGCCUCAGUGUUACUAGUAGGUGUGUGUUAGCCGAAGCAUUUGAACGAGCUUUUGGCUAGGA